CCGGAAUCGUUAGGUAGAACCGGAAUCGGAACCGGAAAAUUUCUCACGAUUCCCAAACCUACUUAUAAUUGGUGUCAAGGAUCCCCUCAUACAGACACUUGAGCAAACUGUGAUCUGCAUUUAAAAAAAAACAUAUUUCUGAGUAAACUUUUGUUUUGGUGAGAAAAAGUUGUCAAUCUGGUAGAGUACAAAGUCAACAAAGUUGUGUUACAUAGAUUUGGCAAGGGGUGUUGAGUGCAGCAUUUUACAAAAGAUAAAGAGUUCAUGUUGGGCCUAGAACACAUUAGCUUUUCUUUUACUGUGAAGUAACAAACAUAUCUGAUUACAUCAUCUAACAGGUUAUUGUCGUCACCUUAUUCCUCGGCUGAAUUUACCAUUAAUAAUUUAAAACUGACACCUUUGUUGGCAACAACAUUGUUUCUGACACUAUUUCGCUGGUGACGGUCUCAGCAGCCUUUGGACUUUCUUUGAAACUCUUUCUUGAAAUUCUUUGAAAAAGAAGAACUAAUACGCUACAGUGUGAUAGGAGCUGUCAGUGGAUUCUGAAUUAGAUUUUCAUCUGGUCUGGUUUUCUUCUUGAGAAAUAUCUACAGAUUUCUAACAUCGCUAGAUAAACGCAAAUCGAGCUAAUAAUGACGAAUGAGAAGAUGCUUCCAGCCCAAGAGGCUGCUAAAAUCUACCACACCAAUUAUGUGAGAAAUGCCAGAGCCAUCGGCGUCUUGUGGGCUGUUUUCACCAUAUGCUUCGCCAUCAUUACUGUGGUGGUCUUCAUUCAGCCCUAUUGGAUUGGUGACAGUGUUAACACCCCGCAGGCUGGAUACUUUGGGCUUUUUCACUACUGUAUUGGCAACCCCAUCACCUCUGAAUUAGUCUGUAAAGGAAGUGUGUUUGAUUUUGGUUCGAUCCCCUCUGGGGCUUUCAGGACUGCUAUGUUUUUUGUAGGCACCUCAAUGCUCCUUAUCGUAGGCACCAUUGUGUGCUUGGGUCUUUUCUUCUUCUGCAACUCCGCAAGUGUGUACAAGAUAUGCGCAUGGAUGCAAACAUCUUCAGCUGUGUUGAUGGUGAUGGGUUGUAUGAUAUAUCCGGACGGGUGGGAUGCUCCGGAGGUAAAGCGAAUGUGUGGCGAGCGGACGGACAAGUACACGCUGGGGAACUGCACCGUUCGCUGGGCUUAUAUUCUAGGAAUUAUCAGCAUCCUGGACGCAGGGUUACUGGCACUGCUUGCUUUCACUCUGGGCAACCGGCAAGACAAACUGCUGCCAGACGACUUCGAGGUGGAGGGAGCAAACAACGGAUGAGAUAAAACCUAAAUCCAACAGAAGAUCUGAACUGCAGUGGACAUGGAACUGGACAUUUGUACAAAGGAAAUGUAAUCAUAAAGUCUUGUAAACCUGAAGAGAAACGGUUUCAAUUAAAUUCAAAUGAAUGUAUAUGCAUAGCACAUUUCAUAAUAAAUAUUGUUUUAAUGCAUGGUGAAUGCUUCCAAA
Molecule: messenger RNA, 1487 nt
Organism: Megalobrama amblycephala (Wuchang bream)
Lineage: Eukaryota; Metazoa; Chordata; Actinopteri; Cypriniformes; Xenocyprididae
Gene: lhfpl5b
Product: LHFPL tetraspan subfamily member 5b
Exons: 3
Coding region: 633-1298 (221 amino acids)
Biological process (GO): sensory perception of sound; detection of mechanical stimulus involved in sensory perception
Cellular component (GO): plasma membrane
Source: RefSeq, a predicted model, not a curated record